Phragmites australis (common reed) is the source of this 4072-nucleotide messenger RNA. RefSeq names its product putative disease resistance protein RGA4. Gene Ontology annotation, biological process: defense response to other organism. NCBI's taxonomy places the organism in Eukaryota, Viridiplantae, Streptophyta, Magnoliopsida, Poales, Poaceae. The transcript has a single exon. Gene Ontology annotation, molecular function: ADP binding. The record is from RefSeq and is a predicted model, not a curated record. The coding region runs from base 98 to 4072 and encodes 1324 amino acids.
AUUCCUUUUCUGCGUAACAUUAAAAUGCUUCUUUUGAACUUUCCAGCAUUUUCAAUUCGAAUUUCAUGAGGCGUGCCGUUCUUAUCUUGUGUUCUCAAUGUCUCCUAUAUUUUUAUUUUGUGCUUUCCAGAAGGGCCAGUACAUAAUUUGCAUCUCUCAAAGACUCCAAAGGAGGCCUAAACAUAAAUUGCACUUCGGCGAGCUGCCGACUCCUGACUCAACUAUUUGCGCUUCCUCUCGAUUGAUCGACAGAGAGAGAACGCGAGCAAGCCCUUCUCAAGAAAUGGCCGCCACCGCGGCGCUGGUUUUUGCGGGGAAGUCGGUCGCGACGCCGGCCAUCUCCUUCAUCGUGAACAAGGCGUUCAGCUACCUCAGCGAGUGGCACCAGGCCGAGGGCAUGGAGGCCGUCAAGGACCGGCUGCUGCUACGGCUCAACGAGAUCCAGGCGGUGUACACCGCCGUCAACCUCGAGCAGAUCGACACGCAGAGCGGCGACGCGCUAGACCAGUGGCUCUGGCGGUUACGGGACGCCGUUGAGGGCGCCGAGGACGUGCUCGACGAGAUAGAGUACCACAAGCUUGAGGAAGACGCUAAAACACGAAACCUUCAAGGUCAGGUGCGCAAUCCAGCCGCAAAUUUUUUGAGAGAAAAUGUUGUUGAUAGGGUGGCCAAGCAUAAUAUUAAAGAAAACAUGGUGACCAAGCUGAGGAAGGCUAUAGAGGAUUUAGAUGGAAUUGCCAAAGGUGUAUUCACAUUCCUCCAGCUUUUAAGCCGUUUUGAUGGGCAUGCCUUGACAGAUCAUGCUGCAAGCAGCGAUCAACAGACUACCUCUGCUCUGGUUGCUAUUGAGAUCUUUGGCCGUGACAAGGAGAAGGACCAGAUCAUGAGGUGGCUGACUGAUAAUUUGGAUGAUGGUUCAAACGCUGGCAGAAUCAGCAGAGUCCCUAUUUUUUCCUCUUUUUUACAAGCACAUGUCCCAGUUUUUUCCACUUUUUUCCAAAAAUAUGUUACCGUCUGUUCCUCAAAAAAGAAAAUGAACAGAGUCCCUGUUCUUGCAAUAGUGGGAAUUGGAGGUAUAGGGAAGACAACCCUUGCUCAGAUUGCGUGCAAAGAGUUGGAAGGUUCACCACACUUUGAUAAAAUUGUGUGGGUGCAUGUGUCUGAUAAUACCUUCAGUGCAACAAGGAUAACAAAAAAGAUCUUGGAGGCAGUUACAAAAGAGAAGCCAAAUGCUGAUACUUUGGAAGCAUUGCAGCAAAUUCUCAAAGAGAAACUCAACCCUAAGAAGUUUUUGCUUAUACUGGAUGAUGUUUGGGAAGAUGGCAAAAGGAGUGAAUGGGAAAUAUUAAUGGCUCCUUUGAAAACUAGCCAGAGCGGAAGCAGGAUCCUGCUGACUACCCGAAUGAGAUCUGUGGCAGAUAUGGUUACAAGUGUGAUGGGAAGUGAAAAGAAAUAUUUGCAUUUAGAUGGACUAGAUGAAGACCAUAAUUUUCUGCUCUUCAAGAAGUGUGCAUUUGAUGAUAUGAAAGCUGAAGACUAUGCAUACCUCCUGCCAGUUGCUGAAAGCAUAGCAAAGCAGUUUCAAGGGUGUCCUUUGGUGACAAAGAUUGCAGGUGGGCAUCUAAAGGAAAACAUAAGUGAACAAUAUUGGGAGAACUUACACACACAGUUGGAACAAUUAGAAGGAAGCUUGGAUGUUAUCAUCACAACUGUUCUUCGAUCAAGCUACCGACAUCUACCUGAAGACUUACAGCUUUGUUUUAGAUACUGUAGCAUAUUUCCAAAAAAUUAUAUGUUUAAGAAGGACGAAUUGGUGAAAAUGUGGCUGGGCUCAGGAUUGAUUCCACAGAUUAAAGGUGGAAUGGAAAGGCCGGAAGACACUGGAGAAAGAUACUUGGUGCAAUUGGCAAGAAAAUCAUUCUUUUCUUUUGUGCCAACAAGAGAUCCUUAUAGCAAACACUACACAGGACAUUAUAUCAUACAUGAUUUGUUGCAUGAUUUGGCACGCAAUGUUUCUGUUGGUGAAUGUCUAAGACUUGACCCUGGUGGUUAUAUGCAUGGCAGUCAUACAAUUAGACACUUAUGGAUUGCAAACUUAAGCAACUUAACACUUGAGGAGAUCAAGGGUAUUUCUUUCUUCAAGAAUUUGCGCACACUUGUCAUAGAAAACUCCAGUGGUAUCGGCAGUGAUCAUAUAUCUGCACUGGAGAGAGUUGUAGAAAACUUGAAGGGCUUGCGGUUAUUGAGCUUAAAAAGGGUACCUAAGUUCUGCUUCGCAAAAGAAGUUCCUAAUAAGCACCUUCGUUAUGUCUCUUUCACUGGGAUGCAGGAAGUACAUGGACUUUCUAAACUCUAUCACUUGCAAGUUCUUACUGCAGAGAAGCGUAUUGCUAUAGCACCAAAAAAAUUGAAGAAGCUUGGAGAUCUUUCUUGUCUGCGAUAUGUAUCCUAUGGUAGUAAUGGAUUUGGUGAGUUCCCAAUUGUUGGACUAACUUCACUUCAGGAAUUGCACAAUUUUCAGAUUCAGGCCAAGGAAGGAUACCAAAUAAGUUCACUCCAAAAUUUAAGCAACCUUUGCAAGUUACAAAUAUGCAACCUUGAGAAUGUUGGGAACCAUGAAGAGGUUAUGGAGGCCAAACUGAAUGAGAAAGCCCAUCUUAGUUCACUAUCGCUUUGGUGGUUUGAGACUAACGGUGCUCCAAAUGAAGAUGACCUGGUUAUUGAGAAACUUGAGCCACAUACUCAUCUUGAAAAACUUGAAAUUGCAGGAUAUAAUGGUGUUCAAUUUCCAAGUUGGAUAAAUCAUCUCUCCCUGAUAAAUAUGGUGUCACUAGAGCUGAGAAGGUGCAGAAAUUGGGUGAACCUCCCAGCUCUUGGAAACCUACGGUUGCUCAAGCAUCUUGUGUUGCAAAACCUUACUAAGUUGAAACAGAUCGGCCAAUCAUCUGAUGUUUCCUUGCCUUCAAAUCUGAAAACUCUGGUUGUGGAAGGUUGCCAGAGUCUGGGGGAGCUGCCACCUCUACCUCCGAGUUUGGAGCAGUUGGAAAUUAAUAAAAGCGGAUUGAGCAUACUUCCAGGAAUGUGUGACCACCAUGACUACACAAUUUGUUCUGAAGGCACGCCACCCAAGCUAGUCUCAGUUAUCAUCAGCAAUUGUUCAAAUUUAAUUUCUCUAGAAGGGAGCUUUCUACUGCAGGAACACUAUGUCCAAUCUCUUCGGAUCCUAAACAUUGUUGAUUGUAAGAAGUUAAUCCAUGCUCCUUUAUUAUUUAAGAAAAUGAUUGAUCUUACAGAAUUUCGUAUUGGUGGCUGUUACUAUUUAAGAAUGUUGGAAAUGGUGCAUGGUGGGCUACUCCCGUACACACUCAAGGAACUCUCCGUGGUGCAGUGUGGUGACCUCCAGGUUCCACUUCUGGAAUCACUGCUUGGUCUGUUUAAUCUUACUUCACUGAGAUUGCACAAUUGCUCCAAGGUGAAGUCCCUUCCAUCAUCUAGUGUGUUCAAGAGUCUCAAGGCACUGCGAGAGAUUUUUGUUACAGACUGUAUGAAUUUGGAAUCCCUGGGUGGGCUUGGAGCCCUUUCAUACCUCACGUGGCUGGAAAUCACGGACUGCGAUAAGCUUCGCAGUGCUUCACAUAUGUCGAAACCCCAGGGUGAAGUGGUGCUGGAUUUCUCCCUACAGGUCUACUCACUCUGGAUCGAAAUCCCAUCUAUGUUAAACCUGGAGCCACUGGGGAGAUUGCGCAACACAAAAAACCUGAUUAUUUCCAUAGCCUGUGACGGCUUAUGUAAAAAAUGGCUACUGCAAAAUAGAACGUCCCUUGAGUCCAUGGAGAUACUGAAACCAGCAACCAUGCUACAACUACAAGACCUUUGCUCUCUCAAGAAAUUGGAGUUCGGUCAAGUUCCUAAUUGCAUGCCGUUUCCCAUAUUGCCCUCCACACUGGAGUCUUUCAUUAUUAGAAGUUAUGAUCCAAAGAAGGAGGAGAGUUGGACAAGGAAAGGGACCUCCAAAUGGGAUAGUAUUUCUCGCAUCCCUCGUGUGAGAAUAGGUACACCCAGAUUUUCUUGA